This is a messenger RNA of Bursaphelenchus xylophilus (pine wood nematode), 1975 nucleotides long. The record is from the annotation of a GenBank genome assembly. NCBI's taxonomy places the organism in Eukaryota, Metazoa, Nematoda, Chromadorea, Rhabditida, Aphelenchoididae.
AUGCUAACCCGGUUGUCGAAAUCGAUAACAUUACAUCGAUCCAAGAUAUUUUACAGAGAUAUUCGACUUGUCACUAACCUAAAUGCUAGUCUAACUCAAUUUCCCGGUGUUUUCGAAGAUAAACAAGAUGAUAAUCGAUAUGUGAGGAAGUCUAAUUUGUUUCUAGUCGCAUUCUGCGGUACUGUUUUGUAUUUGAACAAGGAAAGGUGAGUUUUGUUUUGAUUUUUUUGCUUUUGAAAUUUAGAUAGAGAAGGUGAAGAAGAUCGAGGAAGAUUGGUGUUAUUGUGAGGAUUUUUUGGGUGAAAAAAGCCACUGGCAAUUAGGCAGAGGUGUAUUCUUGCUGCGAAAUGUGAAUAUCAGCUUUCGGCUAGGAGUGUAGCCUUUUUUUUGAUGGAUCUAACUUUUGAGGUGUUUGAUUUUCGGGCGAGGUAAAAUAGGGCUGUUCUGAAGUCAGGGUUAUACGAAAAUGAUUGGAAAAGCAAGGUGUAGGCUCGUUUUUCUGUUAACACAAAAAAAUCGCCGAGAUUUUGUCUUCUAUUAGACUAGAAUUUUUAUAUUGCACUAGACCUCUACUGCAAUAUCAAUUUUCGUUCCAAUCCUCCAAAUCUUCACUUAGGUUUCCUGUAGUGCUCUUAGAACUCCAGAAAUCUGUAAAUUCCCUCAUUUACCUUGUUUUCAGAUGGCAAAAUCUUUUCGGUCGCUUCAAAGUUCAUGCUCUUGCCCAGGAAAAUGUCGGCGAAACAAAUGCAACCCCAGCAGAACAGGAAAUUCUUCAGAAUCACGAAAAAGAAUGCGAUAUCUUCGAUGGCGAAGAGAAGAAGAAGAAAAAGAAGAGGAAUUUGUUCAGACAAAAGAGAAUCAUCGAGUAUGAGAAUCGACUUCGGAUGUACUCGGCUCCGGACAAGAUUUUUAGGUAUUUCGCAACGGUAAAGGUGAGAUUUUUGGAUUCUUUUGGGUUGAUAUGGUGCCCUGGGGUAGUUAGAAGGUAGUGAUAAUUGAACUCGAUUGAUUAAAAAAGGUUGGGAUUGAUUUUUGAGCGAAAAUUAUAUUACACUAGGCAUCUGAUAAUUUUUUUUUAUUUUUCGGAUUUUUGAAGGGGAAUGAGGGAAUAUUUUGGCUUGAAAACAUACUUGAGGAUGCUGAGUGGAAUCUGCUUUUGAGUCUGGCCUCUAGUGACAAUUAUAAAUACAUUUUUGAUCAAAAAAUUAUAUUACACUUGACAUUUUUUAUCUUUUUUUGAUUGUCACCAAGUGUUUUAUGUAUUUUUCUGUUUAAAUACCGACCAGACUAUAUUUGACAUUCUUUUAUGUUGAAAUACCGGCAUCUCGGCAUUUAUCAAGAGGUUUUUUGAUUAAAAUUAUAUUAUACUUGACAUCAGAUUUUUUAAAAUUUUUAUGCUCCGUUUUUUCAGUAUAUUGACAACGACGGUCAAGCCUCGAUCUUUAUGACUCCGGAAGAUUUCGUUCGAUCCUUGACACCGGGUGUAAUGCAGCCUCGGAGGUAUGGCCUGGACAUGUACAAGGUUUACCAUCCCGGAGAGACAAUCACAGCUUCGGAUGAGUCGAUGAUUUUCAAUUGGCUGGAGAGAGGAGGCCUUAUUGCUUACGAGGACUACUUGUUUUUGAUGACUUUGUUGUCAAGUAAGUCGUUUUUUAGUUUUUUUUCGGAUUUUAGGUAUCAAAAUGAAAUGAGGAAUUUUUUAGCCUCUCCAAACGAUUUCCGAUUGGCCUUCUCGGUGUUUGAUGUGAAUGGAGACGGGUUAUUGGACAAAUUUGAAUUCGAAAAGGUCCAAGAUUUGGUGCUGAAGCAGUCUCAUGUCGGUCAAAAACAUCGAGACAAUUUUGCGCAAGGAAUUUUGUUCAAAAAGUCAGGUUCGACGUGUUUGACCAGAUAUUUCUUCGGCCCAAAUCAUGAUCAGAAGCUGACUGUGGACAGGUUUUUGCAGUUCCAGGUAAGAAAUAUUGAUUUAGGAUGA